Molecule: messenger RNA, 1372 nt
Organism: Prorocentrum cordatum
Lineage: Eukaryota; Dinophyceae; Prorocentrales; Prorocentraceae
Source: the annotation of a GenBank genome assembly
CAUCAAAACGCCGAAUAACAAAAACGCUCGCUUUCCCACGCCCCACUUCCCAGAGGCGCUCGCACACCCACACGGCCAAGGCAUGUCCAGCAGCCCACGCGGCCGAGCAGCCACGCCCGGAGUCAGCCUGCCGCAGGUCGAGGACCGAGCCUUGGGGCAGCCCCUGCAGCAGCGGCAGCCCCUGCAGCAGCGGCAGCAGCUGCGGCAGCGGCAGCGCCGGCAGCGCCUCGCACGUCCUGUCCGCCACGGCGGCCUCCAGCGGCAGCGCCGCCUCGCGCGCCGCGCGCGUGCCGCUGCUCGACUUCGGGCAGCUCCUCGAGGCAGCCCUGGAGGCCGAGGCGCGGCCCGCCCCGCCGCCCGACGGGGAGCGGCGCGCCCCGGUGCUGGAGCUCGGCGAGCGGCUGCUGGAGGCCGUGGGCGACGUCUCGACCUCCAGCCUCGGCACCCUCGAGCCGGACGGGGGCGCGGCGCUGGCGCCAGGCGUGGCACCGACGCCGCGUUUCGGGAACGCCCGCGAGCACGCUGCGCCCGACCCAAUGCCCGACGCGUGGCCGUGGGCGCCCUGGGGAGCGCCGGCGCUGUCGUGCAGCCUCGUGGCUACCCGGGCGCCCGCACCGCCCGGGCCCGCGCAGCAGGGCCUCCCGGCAGCGCUGGCUGCAGCCCCGGCGGCCCCAGAGCGCGGAGAGCCGCGCGUGUUUCGCGCCCUCUCGGGCCUGCGGGUCCGUGCCAGCCCCACUUAGGAGCCGGGGGCCCCCGCGGCGGAUCGGCGGGGGCUGCCUGUUCGGCGCCUCGGGCCAGCACGUCCGGGAGGACGGGCAGGCUCGCCUCCGGGGACGGCUGGGUGCGCACGCGUGGCGCCAAGGGCAAGUGGGCGGGCAAGCCUCUCGUGGAGCCGCAGGCGACGGGGCAGGCAUUGGGGACGGAGGAGGAGGCCGCGACAUGGAUCGAGGAGACGACUGGGUACAUGCAGGGGGGCAAAAGCUUCCGAGAGUGGUUGCAAUCUGGUGUCGUGCUCUGCGCCUUGGUAAACUCAAUCCACCCUGGCGCAGUCGGCAAAGUGAGUAGCGGCCACGACGAGCUCAGUCGGAUGCGGAACAUCGCCCUCUUCCUCAGCGCCAUCCACGAAAUGGGCAUACCAGAGCACCUGACCUUCCAUGAAUCGGACUUUGGCCAGGAAUGCAACAUGGACAAGGUCGCUCGAUGUAUCCAUGCUCUCAGAACACGGAUGCAGCCAGCCAGGUUCGGACAUGUAGGUCCCGUCGCGGGAGAUAGUUGUUGCGCGACCUCGAGGGCAGAGCGAGGCGGUUGGGCCAGGGCAGAGCUGGUGAGAAUGAGCUGCGGUAAAGACUGCCCGCCUUGCCAGCUGAUGUAA